CCUCAAAUUUGCAAACUCCCAUGAUCGCUACAUACGUGCAUGAUUACGACCGUGCUCGCGGCUGUCUAUCUUCCUAGCUCGAGCCACGCAAUGCUCACGUUCCAAUGCGCGACAUGCUUCCGAUUCCGUGGCUUCGUGCUCACCACUAUUUCUACAUAUCGAGUGGAUCAUGAUCAACCACCAGGGCAGCCAGGCUCCAGCGCUGCGGAGACGGAAAUAACCAGACGGAGCUCUACUAGAGCAGCAGAUCGGUGGUAGAGUAGUCCCUGGCAACCACGUCCCUGGCCAUCACUAGUCCUCAUUGGGGCCUGUCUCCAUUGUGGAUUCUCCAGGAUCGUUCCUCUGAAAGCGACUGUCCGGUGAAUUCUGCACGACCACCACGAUAUAGGCCGAGAGAACUUCACGGACGAUCACCUGGUUUGAGAAAACCCACCGCUGUCCGCCUCCGCAG
This is a messenger RNA of Tricharina praecox, 451 nucleotides long. RefSeq lists its product as uncharacterized. The record is from RefSeq and is a predicted model, not a curated record. Bases 40 to 258 code for a protein of 72 amino acids. NCBI's taxonomy places the organism in Eukaryota, Fungi, Ascomycota, Pezizomycetes, Pezizales, Pyronemataceae. The transcript is spliced from 2 exons.